This is a messenger RNA of Entrophospora candida, 222 nucleotides long. The record is from the annotation of a GenBank genome assembly. Lineage: Eukaryota; Fungi; Glomeromycota; Glomeromycetes; Entrophosporales; Entrophosporaceae.
AUUGUAGAUUUCGUAUACACCAUUAUUGGCUAGCAUGGUCUUAUCUACAACUUGAAAAAUUACGAAAUUUUCAAAAUACACAAAGAUUAGUAAGGCAAAAUCAAAUGGAUUCAUCUUUUCGACCCCCAACAGCAGUUGAAAUAAUUGAACGUAGUACUUACACAAACAGUUGGAGAUUUAAUGAAGAAAAAACAUCCCCCCUACCAACUUUCAUAUGCACAG